CAACAACGGACGAUUUCUCCCCGUGGAUCAAUACUGAAUCUAAUAAAUCUCCUUUCAAUUCUCUUUUUUUUAAUUUUUAUUUUCAGGGACAUAAACAAGAUCGAUGAUCUGAUGGAUGAUAUCACAGAGCAACAGGACGUGGCCCGAGAGAUCAGCGAGGCAAUCUCUGGACCUUUUGGGGAGACAUACGACGAGGAUGAGCUGAUGGCAGAGCUGGAAGAGCUGGAACAGCAGGACAUGGAGGAGAGCAUGGGCGAACUACCCAACGUGCCCAGCUCCAAACUGCCGUCAGCACCGUCCCGCCAACGCGCAAGUAAGUCCAGACCUCGAUUAGACAAUUUGACUUGAUAGUGAUGGUGGAGACGAGGGGAGAGAGAGAUGGGGAUCC
This is a messenger RNA of Plectropomus leopardus (leopard coralgrouper), 388 nucleotides long. NCBI's taxonomy places the organism in Eukaryota, Metazoa, Chordata, Actinopteri, Perciformes, Serranidae. The record is from RefSeq and is a predicted model, not a curated record.